Molecule: messenger RNA, 687 nt
Organism: Dentiscutata erythropus
Lineage: Eukaryota; Fungi; Glomeromycota; Glomeromycetes; Diversisporales; Gigasporaceae
Source: the annotation of a GenBank genome assembly
AUGAAUAAUGAACUUCCUUGGGAUAUUAAAGAGGAAUUGUCGUACUUUGAAAGAGUUACUAAAAAAGUGUCAGUGUCAGAUGAAAUUACUGAUACAUCUCCUGCUACUUCUUGCAAGAGAAUUCAGAAUGCCCUAAUUAUGGGUCGUAAAACUUGGGAAACUAUUCCGCCUGAACUUAGACCUUUUAAAGACCGAUUAAAUGUUGUUUUGUCUAAAACUUUAAAACCUGAAAGCGAUAUGUGUGUGAUUUAUUCAUCUCUUGAUGAAGCUGUUGCUAAUCUUGUUGACAAACCUACGAUUUCACGCAUUUUUAUAAUUGGUGGUGGAUAUGUCUAUAAAGAAGCAAUGGAAUCACCUCUUUGUGAAUAUAUUCUUAUUACUAAAGUGUAUAAAAGUUUUAAUUGCGACACUUUCUUUCUAAAGAUUGACGAAAAUUUAUAUGAAUUAGCAAGUCAUGAUGAAUUGGUAAACUUUGUUGGUGAUGAUGUUCCUAAGGGUAGACAAGUGGAUGGUGAUAUUGAAUAUGAAUUUUUGAUGUAUAAAAGAAAUAAAGACGAAGGUGAUGAUGGUUCAAAGAAAUCUCAUCGACAUAUCAGUUUGCAACAACAAGAUAUAAUAUAUCGUGCAAAUGAAUACAAAGAUCUCAUAAGUACGAUCAAACUUGAUUCGAACAUUUCAAAAGAUUGA